Molecule: messenger RNA, 4292 nt
Organism: Salvia hispanica
Lineage: Eukaryota; Viridiplantae; Streptophyta; Magnoliopsida; Lamiales; Lamiaceae
Product: cullin-associated NEDD8-dissociated protein 1-like
Biological process (GO): SCF complex assembly
Source: RefSeq, a predicted model, not a curated record
GCAAUUAGAUGAUUAAGAAAACAGAAAUUACAUUGCAACUCAGACUCAGGUGAAGGAACGGAAAGUCUUUUCAUCCUCUGCUUUCUUCACUCCAUUGAAUUCCGAAGCCCUCGCCGUCCACACUCUACACUCUACACUCCAUCUCGGUGCAUGUUUCUCUCUCAAAAUCACCGCCGCGUUAAAACGCUUAUCAUUCCGGAACCCUAGCCAUCUGCUAGCUUCUUCGCCGGGGGAUCCCCUCUAUUUCAAGUGCGCGGCCGCUCUAAAUUGAUUACAAUCGCCCUGCAAACAUGGCGAACUUAGCCCUAACUGGAAUAUUGGAAAAGAUGACUGGUAAGGAUAAGGACUACAGAUACAUGGCAACUUCUGAUUUGCUUAACGAGUUGAACAAAGAAGGGUUUAAACUCGAUGUUGAUCUCGAAGCGAAGCUUUCUAACAUUGUCAUUCAGCAACUCGAUGAUGCAGCAGGCGAUGUUUCCGGAUUAGCUGUCAAGUGCCUUGUUCCCUUGGUGAAAAAAAUCCACGAGCAGCAGGUUCUUGAGAUGACUAAUAAGCUUUGUGAUAAAUUGCUCAAUGGGAAAGAGCAAAAUCGUGACAUUGCCAGCAUUGCUGUUAAGACAAUUGUUGCUGAAGUUCCUAAUGCAACUGUUGCACAAUCUGUUCUUGUAUCCAUUUCUCCCAAGUUGAUACGAGGAAUAGUCACACAGGCGAUGGGCACAGAAAUCAAAUGUGAAUGCCUUGAUAUUUUGUGUGAUGUUUUACACAAAUAUGGCAAUCUAAUGGCAUCCGAUCAUGAGGUGCUGCUGAGUGCACUUUUGCCCCAGUUGAACACCAAUCAGGCCAGUGUGAGAAAGAAGGCUGUUUCAUGCAUUGCAUCACUGGCUUCAAGCUUGUCGGAUGAUUUGCUGGCAAAGGCUACAGUUGAAAUCAUCCUGCUUUUGAAAAACCAAACAACAAAAUCAGAACUUACUCGUACAGAUAUUCAAAUGAUUGGGGCGUUGAGCCGUGCUGUUGGCUAUCGUUUUGGUCCACACCUCGGAGACGCUGUUCCUAUUCUAAUUAACUACUGUAAUAAUGCAUCAGAGAAUGACGAAGAGCUUCGUGAGUAUAGCUUGCAGGCAUUAGAGAGUUUUCUACUUAGGUGUCCCAGGGAUAUCUCUUCCUACUGUGACCAAAUCUUACAUCUUACUUUGGAAUUUCUGAGUCAUGAUCCAAAUUUUACUGAUAACAUGGAAGAAGACACAGAUGACGAGAGUUAUGUGGAGGAGGAAGAUGAUGAUAGUGCUAAUGAGUACACUGAUGAUGAAGAUGUAAGCUGGAAAGUGCGGAGAGCUGCUGCCAAAUGUUUAGCUGCUUUAAUUGUUUCUCGGCCUGAGAUGCUUUCAAGACUAUAUGAAGAGGCUUGUCCAAAGUUGAUUGAUAGGUUUAAAGAAAGGGAAGAGAAUGUCAAGAUGGAUAUCUUCAAUACGUUCAUUGAAUUACUAAGACAAACAGGAAAUGUUACAAAAGGCCAGACAGAUUUUGAUGAAUCAAGUCCUAGAUAUCUAUUGAAGCAAGAGGUGGCAAAGAUUGUUCGAUCUGUAAAUAAACAGUUACGCGAGAAAUCUAUCAAGACAAAGGUUGGAGCUUUCUCUGUUUUGAAAGAACUGGUGAUAGUUUUGCCUGAUUGCCUUGCAGAACAUAUUGGAUCUCUGACGCCUGGAAUUGAGAAAGCACUUUGUGACAAAUCUUCUACCUCAAAUUUAAAGAUUGAAGCUCUUGUUUUUACUAGAUUAGUGUUGGCCUCACAUGCUCCUCCUGUUUUUCAUCCGUACAUCAAGGCAAUAUCUGCUCCAAUCAUAUCUUCUGUUGGUGAACGGUAUUAUAAAGUUACAGCAGAGGCAUUAAGAGUAUGUGGAGAACUUGUUCGUGUCGUGCGACCAGAUAUUGAGGUAUUUGAUUUUGAUUUUAAACCCUAUGUCCAUCCUAUAUAUGCUGCUAUCAUGUCACGUUUGACCAAUCAAGAUCAGGAUCAGGAAGUGAAAGAAUGUGCAAUUUCUUGCAUGGGACUUGUGGUUUCUACAUUUGGUGAUCAUCUCGGGGCAGAGCUACCUUCAUGCCUCCCUGUGCUUGUUGAUCGAAUGGGAAAUGAGAUUACUCGUCUUACAGCUGUCAAGGCAUUUGCUGUCAUUGCUGCUUCUCCUCUGCACAUUGACCUAUCGUGUGUUUUAGAGCAUGUAAUUUCUGAGUUGACUGCAUUUCUAAGAAAGGCCAAUCGAGCGCUAAGACAGGCUACACUUGGGACACUGAACACACUUAUUGUAGGAUAUGGCGACAAAAUUGGUUCAGCUGCUUAUGAAGUCAUUGUUGCUGAGCUUUCAACUCUGAUCAGUGACUCAGACUUGCAUAUGGCUGCUCUUGCAUUGGAAUUGUGUUGCACAUUAAUGGCUGACAAAAGAUCUGGUCCGACUGUCGGUCUGACUGUCCGAAAUAAAGUUCUGCCACAAGCUCUGACUUUAAUUAGAAGCUCUCUGCUCCAGGGCCAGGCCCUUCUGGCACUACGAAAUUUCUUCACUGCGCUGGUUUACUCGGCCAACACAAGCUUUGAUGUACUGCUUGAUUCUCUUCUUUCUGCUGCCAAACCAUCUGCCCAGGCUGGUGCUGUUGCGAAACAGGCUUUAUUCUCAAUUGCUCAAUGUGUGGCUGUUCUCUGUCUAUCUGCUGGCGACAAAAAGUGUUCCUCUACAGUUAACAUGCUUACAGACAUCUUAAAAGCUGAUAGCAGUACCAACUCUGCCAAGCAACAUCUCUCCUUGCUGUGCUUGGGAGAAAUUGGCAGGAGAAAAGAUUUAAGUUCUCAUGACCACAUAGAGAACAUUGUUAUUGAGUCUUUCCAGUCGCCAUUUGAAGAAAUAAAAUCCGCUGCAUCUUAUGCCCUGGGAAACAUUGCAGUCGGGAAUCUGCCUAAAUAUUUGCCUUUCAUCUUGGACAAAAUUGAUAAUCAGCAAAAGAAGCAGUAUCUGUUGCUCCAUUCUCUGAAGGAGGUCAUCGUGAGACAAUCUGUAGAUAAAGCUGAAUUUGAUGAUUCCAGUGUUGACAAGAUCACUAAAUUGCUAUUUAACCACUGUGAAAGUGACGAAGAGGGUGUUCGUAAUGUGGUGGCUGAGUGCCUGGGGAAAAUUGCUCUUAUUGAGCCUGGUAAACUUGUUCCUGCUCUUAAGGAGAGGACAUCCAGUCCUGCUGCAUUCACCCGGGCAACUGUUGUUAUAGCAGUGAAAUAUUCUAUAGUUGAGCGGCAGGAGAAAAUUGACGAGAUUCUGUACCCAGAGAUUUCUACUUUCUUGAUGCUUAUCAAGGAUCAAGACCGGCAUGUGAGACGUGCUGCUGUUUUGGCCCUGAGUACUGCUGCUCAUAAUAAACCAAACCUGAUAAAGUCGCUGUUACCAGAGCUAUUGCCACUCCUCUAUGAUCAAACAGUAAUAAAGAAAGAAUUGAUCCGGACAGUAGAUCUUGGCCCUUUCAAGCACACAGUAGAUGAUGGGCUUGAAUUGAGGAAAGCUGCUUUUGAAUGUGUGGACACUUUGUUAGAAAGUUGCCUUGAUCAAGUCAACCCAUCUUCGUUUUUAGUACCAUACCUCUUAUCUGGUUUAGAUGAUCAUUAUGAUGUUAAAAUGCCUUGCCAUCUUAUCCUUUCAAAGUUGGCUGAUAAGUGCCCAUCUGCUGUUUUGGCAGUAUUGGAUUCGUUGGUGGAUCCUCUCCAGAAGACCAUCAAUUUUAGGCCCAAGCAAGAUGCGGUCAAACAAGAAGUAGAUCGUAAUGAAGACAUGAUCCGAAGUGCCCUUCGAGCGAUCGCAUCUUUAAACCGAAUAAGUGGAGGAGAUUGUAGUCACAAGUUUAAGAAUCUUAUGAAUGAAAUUGGCAAGUCCAAGACAUUAUCUGAGAAAUACUCAUCCAUCCGGAAUGAAUGACAUUGCUACAUCCGAUGAGCCUUGCAGACAUCGGUGAACCUGUGAUACUGAUCAGAGGGUUGUACUACACACUGUUUAUGCAAAUGCCAACAUGUGAGGCUAAAUUAUGUAAAGAAGUGAUCUCAUCGUGAUGUCUGGGUAUUUAUCUGGUAUUAGGAUCAUUGACCCAGAAUGACAUAUCCUCGAUUUUUCACCAUUAAAUCUUCUCUCUGUUAUUUUGGCUGGUGCUAUGUAAAUUAGUGAUAGUUUUCAAUUAUUUUGCAUUAGAAGAGGAAAGAUUAAAAGAUCAUGAAUUAUUCUAUUUUCAUUUUCUGUCCAUUAGUAACUGAUACAAGUACUUUAUUA